AUGCAGGCAUCAACGUCUCGCCGACGCAAGUCUCAUUCGCCCGAGCCAAGGCCUACCGCGCAGAACGCGGUCGCAUCGACGGAGAAUGGAAAGAAGAAGAAGAAAGCUCUGUUCGCAAUGUGGUCCUCCAUCCCUGCGUCCAGUCCCCAAGCCAGUAAUACUGACGAGACGCCCGUCGACCGUGGCAGGAAGAAUAGAUCGAAGCAUAGUGCCAAGUCUCAGUCGCGUCCGGAGAACGCUAGCGGGCAUCGACAAGGAACAGCUCAGGCAAAGAGCUCCAAGAGGGAGAGAUCGGUGUCCAGGGAUUCACCACGGCGCUCUAAGGGGGUCUCACCGGCGCGUUCUGCUGCAGCCACGUUAACUGAGGAUGAGGGGCCUGGGCAAACUGGGUUCACCGGGCCAUUAGCAGCUGCUGAGUUUGCUCGACUGAAGGCUGAGAAUGAGGCAUUGAAGAAGCAAAUACACACGAUGAAGAAGACUAUAGGGAAGCAGACCAAGUCGAAGAAGGAACAAGGACAACAGAUGGAGAAGCUCAAAUCCAAGUCCAAGAAGUCAGAAGAGAAUUGGUUCCGCUCUGCUCCUCCCCACGAGGAUGACAUGUACGACGACGACGACCCCGACUAUAUCUUAUUCCGGCACAAAUCCUGCCCCUCAUGCCGCGCCUCCGUGCGCCAGAGACCGGUCCCGCUGUUCAUCCUCAAGGCUAUCGCAUCCGCCGUCGCCAACGAGGACGAUGGGUUCGACGCGGGCGACAUGUGGGCCGCGCUGCCCGGAUACGGCACGGAGAGCGACGAAGAGGCCUACGAGGGGUCGUACAUCGAACCGCGCUGGGCUCCCCCGACGGUAUACCUCAACCUCGACGAUGGCUUCGGCCUCUGGGACGACCUUGACGACGAGACACUCUCGCUCCUCCGGCGCGGCGCUACGCUCGGCAUGAUCGAGAUGUACCAGAUGCAGUACUCGCACGAGCAGGGCAUCACCGCCAUGCUCGACGGCGGCGAGAACACGGUGUAUCUGGGGUGGAACAUCAACCUACACGAGAACGAUAUCCUGGGCGAGGUGUUCAUGCAACAUGUGGAGAGUGAUAUUGUCGAGAGGCCGGAUAGGUGGAGGGUCCGCCAUGACCACAGGACACAGACGUUCGAGGCGUGGCGGCUGGUCCCCGAGGAGGAAGUGGAGGAGUAUGAUACCACGGACACGGAAGCCUGGAUCCAGAGUGACGACGACGAGGACUAG
This is a messenger RNA of Gloeophyllum trabeum ATCC 11539, 1236 nucleotides long. RefSeq lists its product as uncharacterized. The transcript is spliced from 5 exons. The coding region runs from base 1 to 1236 and encodes 411 amino acids. NCBI's taxonomy places the organism in Eukaryota, Fungi, Basidiomycota, Agaricomycetes, Gloeophyllales, Gloeophyllaceae. The record is from RefSeq and is a predicted model, not a curated record.